GACGAGAUUUCUCGAAUGCUCGGAAGGUUUAUAAAGCUGCACGGACUCCCUCCUUGCUCUUGUGAUAACGACACUGGUGGCAACGAUCUGCAUAGACUUCGCGCCGGAGUUUUACACGACGCCGAGAAGCCAAGAUGUCACACGACCAACCAAUGGAGGAGGAGGCGGAGACCUUUGCAUUCCAGGCUGAGAUUGCUCAGCUGAUGUCCCUCAUCAUCAAUACUUUCUAUUCCAACAAAGAGAUCUUCCUCAGGGAACUCAUCUCCAACUCUUCAGAUGCACUGGACAAAAUCCGCUAUGAAAGCCUCACUAAUCCAGACAAGCUGGAGUCUGGCAAGGACCUUAAAAUUGAAAUUAUUCCCAACAAAGAGGAGCGCACCCUCACCCUGAUCGACACGGGUAUCGGCAUGACCAAAGCAGAUCUGAUCAACAACUUGGGUACGAUCGCCAAGUCUGGCACCAAAGCUUUCAUGGAGGCUCUGCAGGCUGGAGCCGACAUUUCCAUGAUUGGCCAGUUUGGUGUGGGUUUCUACUCCGCCUACCUGGUGGCCGAGAAGGUCACAGUCGUCACCAAGCACAAUGACGACGAGCAGUACGCCUGGGAAUCGUCUGCCGGAGGCUCAUUCACAGUCAGAGUGGACAACUCUGAACCAAUGGGCCGCGGGACUAAGGUGAUCUUGCACCUGAAAGAAGACCAGGCAGAGUACCUUGAAGAGCGGAGAAUUAAAGAAAUUGUGAAGAAGCACUCUCAGUUCAUUGGCUACCCCAUCACACUUUUUGUGGAGAAAGAGAGAGACAAGGAGGUGAGUGACGACGAGGCCGAAGACGAGGAGAAGGAAAAGGAGAAAGACAAGGACGAAGAGGAGGAUAAGGACGACGACAAACCCGAGAUCGAGGAUGUGGGCUCAGACGAGGAGCAUGACCAUGAUAAGUCCUCCGACAAGAAGAAGAAGAAGAAGAAGAUCAAGGAGAAGUACAUCGACCAGGAGGAACUGAACAAGACCAAACCGCUCUGGACCCGCAACCCAGACGACAUCACCAAUGAAGAGUAUGGCGAGUUCUACAAGAGUCUUACCAACGACUGGGAGGACCAUCUGGCGGUCAAGCACUUUUCGGUAGAGGGUCAACUGGAAUUCCGCGCCCUGCUCUUUGUGCCUCGUCGGGCUCCUUUUGACCUGUUUGAGAACAAGAAGAAGAAGAACAACAUCAAGCUAUACGUACGCAGGGUCUUCAUCAUGGACAACUGUGAUGAACUCAUCCCCGAGUAUCUCAACUUCAUCAAGGGUGUGGUGGACUCUGAGGAUCUGCCGCUCAACAUUUCCAGAGAGAUGCUGCAGCAGAGCAAAAUCCUGAAGGUCAUCCGCAAGAAUCUGGUCAAGAAGUGCCUGGAGCUUUUCACAGAGCUGGCGGAGGACAAGGACAACUACAAGAAGUACUACGAGCAGUUCUCCAAGAACAUCAAGCUUGGAAUCCACGAGGACUCCCAGAAUAGGAAAAAGCUGUCUGAGCUGCUGCGCUACUACACCUCAGCCUCCGGAGAUGAGAUGGUUUCCCUGAAAGACUACGUCACACGCAUGAAGGACACACAGAAGCAUAUCUACUACAUCACUGGUGAAACUAAAGACCAGGUCGCCAACUCUGCCUUUGUGGAGCGACUCCGCAAAGCCGGCCUGGAGGUCAUCUACAUGAUCGAGCCCAUCGACGAGUACUGCGUCCAGCAGCUGAAGGAGUUUGAGGGCAAGAACCUGGUUUCCGUGACCAAAGAGGGCCUGGAGCUGCCGGAGGAUGAGGACGAAAAGAAGAAGCAGGAAGAGAAGAAGACCCAGUUUGAAAACCUCUGCAAGAUCAUGAAGGAUAUCUUGGAGAAGAAGGUGGAGAAGGUCACCGUUUCCAACCGCCUCGUCUCUUCGCCCUGCUGCAUCGUCACCAGCACUUACGGCUGGACGGCCAACAUGGAGAGGAUCAUGAAGGCGCAGGCCCUGAGAGACAACUCCACCAUGGGCUACAUGGCUGCUAAGAAGCACCUGGAGAUCAAUCCGGACCACCCCAUCGUGGAGACUCUGAGGCAGAAGGCAGAGGCCGACAAGAACGACAAAUCGGUGAAGGAUCUGGUCAUCCUGCUGUUCGAGACCGCCCUGCUGUCCUCGGGAUUCACCCUGGACGACCCCCAGACCCACUCCAACCGCAUCUACAGGAUGAUCAAACUGGGUCUCGGUAUUGACGAAGACGACAUGACAUCAGACGACACCACCUCCGCUCCCACAGACGACAUGCCCCCCCUCGAAGGGGGCGACGACGACACAUCCAGGAUGGAGGAAGUGGACUAAGUCUGCUUCUGUUCACUGCAAGCGUUCAAAAAGUAGUGUUGUACACAAAUUCCAGCUAAAUGUUGUAAAUGAGCCAGGAAUGUCCUUCCUUCACAAACACGUUCACUUUAUUUCCAUCUGCGCCGACCACAUGGAGAUCGGGUCCAUUCACCUUGGGAGUUUUAUUUUUCAAGAUGUCACUUUUUGUACUUUGAGUUGUAUUAAUGCAUUUGUUUUUGUAUUUAUUGACAUUCCGAAGUUUUAUGUGUACCUACUUCAACUGUAACUAAGAGAGAGAUGUUCAUACUGUUUAAAACUGAACCAGUAAAUAAAAGGUUAUCAGAUU
Salarias fasciatus (jewelled blenny) is the source of this 2652-nucleotide messenger RNA. RefSeq names its product heat shock protein 90, alpha (cytosolic), class A member 1, tandem duplicate 2 (gene hsp90aa1.2). The transcript has 11 exons. The record is from RefSeq and is a predicted model, not a curated record. Bases 135 to 2327 code for a protein of 730 amino acids. Lineage: Eukaryota; Metazoa; Chordata; Actinopteri; Blenniiformes; Blenniidae. Gene Ontology annotation, molecular function: ATP hydrolysis activity; ATP-dependent protein folding chaperone; ATP binding. Gene Ontology annotation, biological process: protein folding.